Molecule: messenger RNA, 2246 nt
Organism: Pelecanus crispus (Dalmatian pelican)
Lineage: Eukaryota; Metazoa; Chordata; Aves; Pelecaniformes; Pelecanidae
Source: RefSeq, a predicted model, not a curated record
UCAGAGUCAUUGUAAACUCUUCUAUCAGAUGUCUGAGCAACACACCUCCUCUUACAGAAUACUUCCUCAAUGAUAAAUACCAAGAAGAGCUGAAUUUUGACAAUCCUUUAGGAAUGCGAGGUGAAAUAGCAAAAUCCUAUGCAGAGCUUAUCAAGCAAAUGUGGUCAGGAAAAUACAGCUAUGUUACCCCAAGAGCUUUUAAGACACAAGUGGGACGAUUUGCACCACAAUUUUCUGGUUAUCAGCAACAAGAUUGUCAAGAGCUACUAGCUUUUCUCUUGGAUGGAUUACAUGAGGAUUUGAAUCGAAUUAGGAAAAAGCCUUACAUUCAGUUAAAGGAUGCAGACGGGAGACCAGACAAGGUGGUUGCUGAAGAAGCCUGGGAAAACCAUUUGAAAAGAAAUGAUUCCAUCAUUGUAGAUAUAUUUCAUGGCCUUUUUAAAUCCACCCUAGUUUGUCCUGAAUGUGCUAAGAUAUCUGUAACCUUUGAUCCCUUUUGUUACUUGACACUUCCAUUACCUAUGAAAAAAGAACGCACAUUGGAAGUUUAUUUAGUUAGAAUGGAUCCACUUGCAAAGCCUAUGCAGUACAAAGUAGUUGUUCCCAAAAUUGGAAAUAUACUGGAUCUUUGCACAGCAUUGUCAGCUUUGUCUGGUGUUGCUGCAGAUAAGAUGAUUGUUACUGAUAUAUACAAUCACAGGUUCCACAGGAUAUUCGGCAUGGAUGAAAAUCUAAGUAGUAUUAUGGAACGUGAUGACAUUUAUGUAUUUGAAAUUGCUAUCAAUAGAACAGAAGAUACAGAACAAGUUAUAAUUCCUGUUUGUUUAAGGGAAAAGUGCAGGCACACUAGCUACAGCCAUAGUGGUUCUUCACUGUUUGGUCAACCUUUUCUCAUAGCAGUGCCUAGAAACAAUACUGAAGAUAAACUGUAUAACCUGCUGCUGCUAAGAAUGUGCCGAUACGUAAAAACAUGUACUGAAAGUGAAGACACUGAAGGAUCCCUACACUGCUGUAAGGACCAUGGUAUCAAUGGUAAUGGCCCAAAUGGAAUACAUGAAGAAGGAUCCCCAAGUGAAAUGGAAACAGAUGAACAAGAUGAUGAAUCCAGCCAGGAUCAGGAACUUCCUUCAGAGAAUGAAAACAGCCAGUCAGAAGACUCAGUUGGAGGUGACAAUGACUCUGAAAAUGGAUUAUGUACUGAGGAUACUUGCAAAGGUCAACCACUCACGGGACACAAAAAGCGACUGUUUACAUUCCAGUUCAAUAAUUUAGGCAAUACUGACAUAAACUACAUCAAAGAUGAUGCCAGGCAUAUUAGAUUUGAUGAUAGGCAACCUAGGCUUGACGAAAGAUCUUUCCUUGCUUUGGAUUGGGAUCCUGAAUUGAAGAAGAGAUAUUUUGAUGAUAGUGCAGCAGAGGAUUUUGAAAAACACGAAAGUGUGGAAUAUAAGCCUCCCAAAAAGCCUUUUGUGAAAUUAAAAGAUUGCAUUGAGCUCUUCACAACAAAGGAAAAACUAGGUGCUGAAGACCCAUGGUAUUGUCCAAACUGUAAAGAACAUCAGCAAGCUACCAAGAAGUUAGACUUGUGGUCACUGCCCCCCGUACUGGUAGUUCAUCUAAAGCGCUUUUCCUACAGCAGAUACAUGAGGGACAAGUUGGAUACAUUGGUUGACUUUCCAAUAAACGACUUGGACAUGUCAGAGUUCCUUAUUAAUCCCAAUGCAGGGCCUUGCCGCUACAACUUGAUUGCUGUCUCCAACCACUAUGGAGGAAUGGGAGGAGGGCAUUAUACUGCUUUUGCAAAAAAUAAGGAUGAUGGAAAAUGGUACUACUUUGAUGACAGUAGCGUGUCCACUGCAUGUGAGGACCAAAUAGUGUCCAAAGCAGCAUAUGUGCUCUUCUACCAGAGACAGGACACAAUCAGUGGAACUGGCUUUUUCCCUCUUGACCGGGAAACUAAACAAGGUGCUUCAGCUGCCACAGGCAUCCCACUAGAAAGUGAUGAAGACAGCAAUGAAAAUGAUAAUGAUAUAGAAAAUGAAAAUUGUAUGCACACUAACUAAUGGAAGAACUAGAAGCCAUAAAAGAGACUUUCUCACUGGGGAUACCUAUUGAAAGAGUGAAAUUGCCCACCAAAUUAAGAAUAAAAAUCUGAGAUGGGGAAUUUCAGAUAACAGAAUGUAAAUCUUUAUUACAUUUUAACAUGUGCAGUACUUGAAGUGAAACAAUAAAAACUUAAACAGAAA